CAUCCAGUCCCCGGUGCUUGCUGCUGCUAUAUUUUAAUGCUUGCUUUUUGCUUUUCAGGCCAGAUUUAUGUGUGAUCAAUAUAUUAUUGACAUUAAGAAUAAAAUCCCUUUCAUCAUAUAAACACAAAAUUGCAUUUGAGCCCCUGAUUAUACUCUUAAGCAACGUGAGCAGCACCACUUUCGGUUUCACUUUUUCGUUUUGGAGAAAAAGAGAAGAAAAUAGUUAUGGCUUCCUGCAGCAGUCUCCUGACUGAAGACCUUCAGUGUUCAGUUUGUCUGGAAGUGUUCACUGAUCCAGUUACAACCCCGUGUGGACACAACUUCUGCAAAAACUGCCUGACAACAAGCUGGGAAAACACGGACCGUUACCAGUGCCCGCUCUGCAAAGAAACUUUCUACAAGAAACCUAAUCUUAAAAUCAACACAUCAUUCAGGGAUAUUGCAGAGCAGUUUAAAAAGAUUACAUUUAAUUCUUUAACAGAAAAGAUCAGAUGUGAUGUUUGUAAACAUAGAAAAGCCCUAAAAUCCUGUCUGGAUUGUUGCGGCACGUUCUGUGACGUUCAUCUGGAGCCACAUUACUCUAUACCGAUGCUCAAGAAGCACAAACUGAUCAACCCUGUUGAGAAUCUUCAGGAAUACAUCUGCCAAAAACACGAAAGACCUCUGGAGAUGUUUUGUAAAGAUGACCAAACCUAUAUCUGUCUGCUUUGUGCCAGAGACCACAUGACCCACAACACUGUUCCUAUAGAGCAAAAAACUGGAGAGAGAAAGAAUCAGCUGAGGAGAGCACAGGAAAAGCUACAAAAGAUGAUACAGAGUAGAACACAGAAGAUUCAAGAGAUCAAACACUCAUUAGACCUCAGAAAAAAGAACACAGAGAAAGAGAAAAUAGAUUGUGUUGAGCUCUUCACUGCAUUGAUCCACUCCAUUGAGAGAUGUCAGUCUGAGCUGCUGGAGGUGAUGGACCAGAAGCAGAAAACAGCAGAGACUCAUGCUGAAGAUCUCAUUAAAGAGCUGGAGCAGGAAAUCAAUGAGCUAAAGUUGAGAGACACCGAGCUGGAGAACCUCUCACAUACUAAAAAUCACAUCCACCUCCUACAUACCUCUAGGCCUUUAAACAGCAGGAACUGGACUCGGAUCAGUUUUAACACUCAUCAGAGCAUGAAGACUAUGUGGAAAGCUUUGGCCCAACUGCAGGAGACUCUAAAUGAGAAACUGAAUCAUACUGUACUAAAGGGGAUGCAGCAGUAUGCAGUGGAUGUGACUCUGGAUCCUGAUACAGCUCAUCAUGAACUCAUCCUGUCUCAUGAUGGAAAACAAGUGAGACAUGAAAACAUACAGCAGAAUCUCCCUGACAAUCCAGAGAGGUUUGACGACUGUCUGAGUGUUCUGGGGAAAGAGGGAUUCACCACUGGAAGAUUUUAUUAUGAGGUGCACGUCACAGGAAAGACCAAGUGGAAUUUAGGAGUCGUGAGAGAGUCCAUUAACAGGAAAGGGGAUGUCAUUAUAAGUCCUGAAAAUGGAUAUUGGGUUCUGUGCCUGAGAGAUGGCGGGGAUUAUUGGGUGGUUGCUAAUCCCUCUGUUUAUCUUUCUCUGAGAGUAAAGCCGCAGAAAGUGGGUGUAUUUGUGGAUUAUGAGGAGGGUCUAGUCUCCUUUUAUGAUGUGGACUCCGGGUCUCAUGUAUACCUUUACACUGGUCAAUCUUUCUCAGAUAAGCUCCUUCCAUAUUUUUGUCCAUGUAAUAAUGACGAAGGUGCUAAUUUUUCUCCAAUGAUUAUUCCUCCUAUUAAACACUUGAAAUAAUUGUAAUAGACUAGAACUUGAUAAUGAUACACAAAUAUAUCUAUUUUUUAUUUGAUAAGAAUGUCUUUUCUUGUCCUUAAAGAUUUAUUACUUGGAAAAUUUUGAUUCAUUAUUAAUCCAUUUAAAAUGCAAAUAUUAGGGAUAUUGGUUUGUAGUAUCUUUUAAUUCUGCUCUGAAAUAAGCUAAAUCUUCUUUAUAUCUCUUUAAAUUCUUUCCUUUGUAUUAUUAUAAUUAUUACUAGUAUUAAUGGUUUAAGUUGCUUGGACAAAAUAUCAUGUUAAAUGACACAUCGGAAUUAGCUAGCAGUUCUGAAUCAUGUAUUAUGUGGGCGCCAAGUCCAGCGUAUAUCGGCAUGAUGAUCUCUGGUUUAGCCAGUGCCAAAGUGGAAGAGUGGUGAGGUUUAAAUUCAGUCUGGGAUAAGUGGUAUCUUCAUCUAUUUUGUUACGAUCUCUAGAAUAGAAGCAAGAUAUAAUGCGUAUGGGUCAUUUUGCAAUUGGGGUGGCAAGUAAGAGGCAGAAUUUUGUAAAAAAAAAAAAAGCUAAUUUAAUUUUAUUGUUAUGCAUUAAACAUAUGCUUAAUGUAUAUAUGCAUUAUAGCAUUAUAUGUUUAAUAUGCUAUAUCCCGUUCAAUAAAAACUGAAGAACAUUUUUCAUUUUGUAUAUUUUGUGGAAUACCAACACCAAAGACAAAUCAGCACAUAUACAUUAUAAUGAUUUUAAGAUCAGGGGACAUUUUGAAAAUGUACUGUAUUUAUCAAAAUUUUUAUUAAAAUAUGUCAAAUCUGCAAGUUGACACCAUACCACAGAAUUAAGUGCAACACAACAUUUUUCGUACAAAGUUGUACAUUUGUGAAUUGUGUUUUUCGUUUGGAAACCUAUUUCAUGAAUAUGUAU
Messenger RNA from Paramisgurnus dabryanus, 2696 nucleotides. RefSeq names its product E3 ubiquitin-protein ligase TRIM39-like. The record is from RefSeq and is a predicted model, not a curated record. Gene Ontology annotation, molecular function: protein binding; zinc ion binding. NCBI's taxonomy places the organism in Eukaryota, Metazoa, Chordata, Actinopteri, Cypriniformes, Cobitidae.